GGAAGACACCAUGGCCGCGAGCCCCGGAGAACGGCGGCUCUUCGUGGGCGGCCUCGGGCCCUCGGUCACGCAGGAGGACGUGCGUGCGCAGCUGGGCCGCUUCGGGGCCGUGUCCUCCGUGGAGCUCGUGUCUCGGGUCAACGAGCUCGGGCUCCCGGAGAAGACCUUCGCCUACGCCAACGUGCGCCUCUCGGAAGGCGACCUGAAGAAGUGUAUGUCCGCUUUAAACAAGACCACCUGGAAAGGCGGCACCCUGCAGGUCCAGCUGGCCAAAGAGAGCUUCCUGCACAGGCUGGCAGAGGAGAGGCUUCGAGCCAAAGCGCAACAGGAGGCCUGCCCACAAGGGGGCAGCACAGCCAAGCCGCCGACGGUCCUGGAGUUCCACAUGAAAAAAGCUGUGCCGGGAACGGAGGUGCCGGGACACAAGGACUGGGUCGUGAGCAAGUUUGGGAGAGUUCUGCCCGUCCUUCACCUGAGGAGCCAGAACCGGCGUAAGAUCUUAAAAUACGAUCCGUCUAAAUAUUGCCACAACCUAAAGAAGUUUGAGCAAGACGUCACAAACACCGUCUCCGUUUCUGACCUCACUUGGAAAUUGGAAGGGGGAGAUGACGUGAUGAGUAAGAAGCGACAAGGGCAGUUCCCCACCUUUAGAAGCCAUCCAGCCAAGAGAGCAAAGGUGGAGGGCAGCCCUUGCCCCUCCUCCCGAGCCACGGGCCGUCCUGAGCCGCCAUCUCCAGCCCAUCCAAACACAGCGCGUCCCCAGCCAACGCUGUCUGAUGACGAUGUUGAUUCUGAAGAAGAAUUGGAAGAUGAUGCAAAAAAAUCCGGCCCCCUCCCGGCAAAUAAGAAAGGUUCCUUUGAAGUGGCGCAGUACAAGCCAAACCUGGAGGGGGGGACACCCAGAAGACCCCAGGCCCCUCACUCAGACAGCCCCGCCCAGCUUGCCAAAGACGACCGGGAGUACGACUCGGGGGACACGGACGAAAUCAUUGCCAGCAGGAAAAAUGGCGACCAGAGCAAAGACGAGCCAAAAACGUCACCAAAAGAGAAACCCAAAGCAAAAGCAAAGGCCUUUGUGAGAAAUGGAACAAAUUGUGCCCGUGUUACCCGUGGGAGUAACAAAAGGGAGUCAGCCGAUUGUACAAAGCGCAUCACUAAAAAGUCAGGGGGAGCGCCCCCGGGAUGCGAGGAUGGUGAGUCUGAGGAGGAUCUAGAUUACGAAGCCAUGAUGACUAACUGCUAUCACCUGGACCUCACUUUGGCCGACUUGGAAAAGCUGGCAACCGAAGCAGCUGAGGGCCCCGGGGGGAGCGUCCGACGGGCUGGGCGGGCGCUCCCUGAGGGAGAGGGCCCCGGUUCUGGCCAGAAGACUAAGAAGGCUCCUAAAGGGGCCCGGUGCAUCGAUCCCAAGGACAUCCUGGCUUCCCUCUUAGAAGGGGAGGAGAAAAUCAGGAAACAGAACCCAUUGGAGGAAAGUACACCAAAAGCCAAGUUUCAGGCUUUCAGAGGGGUGGGGGCACUCUAUGGCGGGGAGACUCCAAAAAGGCCCUUCAGGAACGGAGGAAUCACCGCUCACGUAAAAGCACCCAGUUCUCCGAAUCAGGCAGCGUCUCCUGUUGGUUCUCUGGGAAAACAAGCCUUCGAUUUGAAUACUCCUUUCAGGGAUGAAAUAUCCAUGCCCCAAGAUGGGAGGGAAGCGGAGGGGGCAAACAGCCCUCCACAUCAUCCUAAAAAACCGCCAAGGAGGCAGGCAGCCAGUGGAGAGCAGCUUGGUGCUGGACCCUCCCCCUCCCCUGCUUCUGCUUCUGGCCUGUCCCCGUCGGGCACCAAGAAGCCCCCGAGGCUUUCUGCAGAGACUUGUAGGAUGGACUCGGGAGGGCAUGGUGACUUUGGAGCCCCUGCAGUGGGAGACCCCCGCCGGGAAAGGGGUGAUCCCGUCACCCUCGGACAUCCACCAGGGGGGGCCUCUUCUCGUGUGCCAGAGAAGGACCCCCGGGGAACGGUCCAGAAGGAGCCGGAAGGUCCACGUGAUGCUCCUGCCAAUGCCAUCGGCCCUCAGAAGCCCUCUCAGGAUAAUGAGAAGCGCUUGGCGGCCUUGGAGGAGAGGAAGCGAGCACGGGAGCUGCAGAAGCAACUGGUGCACAGUGCUCUCUCCGGCUUGGAUGGCCGGCCAGUGAGCAAACCGACGCACAUCCUGUUCAACUCCGACAGCGAAGAGGAGACGGAUAUGAAAGAUGACGCCCACAAGAAGCCCCUUCCGGACAGUGGCGGCAAACGAGAUUCUAAAGCCUCCGGGAGACUCUUUGAGAGCAGCGAGGACGAGGAGGAGACGGAAGAGGACCAAGCGCGCUUCCAAAUUAAGCCCCAGUUUGAAGGCAAAGCUGGAAAGAAGCUCAUGAGCUUACAGUCCCACUUUGGCGCCGAUGACCGGUUUCGAAUGGACGCUCGCUUUCUGGAAAGUGAGAGCGAAGAGGAAGACGAAGAGCUAAAAGACGCCCCGACGGCCGAGGAGGAGGAGCUCGUGGCGGAGAAGAAGAAGAACCUGGAGCUGCUCAGGAACAUCCUGCACGUGGGCCAGGCUCCAAAACCCGGCCGAGAGGAAGUGGCCUCCAAGCGCUUCAGGAACGUCGUGCGCUAUGAUCCGACAAGGCUGGACCACGCCACGUUCGAGAGGAAAGCCGAGCCCGAGGAAAAGGAGAGCAAAGCCAAGCGCAGGAAGAAACGGGCCGAGGCCGAGGCGCUGCCGGCCGUCUCCAAGGACCAGUACUACAGCAUCGCCGCCGACCUCAAGGAGCGGUUCCGGGCCCCGGAGCCAGAGCCGGCGGCGGGAGCCGGCAGCCCUGACAGCGAGACUCCCGAGGCGGGGGAGAUGGCCGGCCCCCCACCGGGCUCCGGCGAGUUCACCUUCUCCUUCGGCCUGGACAUCGGGGAGCACGAGGAAGCUCCUUACAGGGUUGAGACCAAGACAGGGGGGCGCAAGGCCUGGCAGCAGGACCCCCGUUUCCAGGACAGCAGCUCGGAGGAAGAGGAGGAGAAGGAGGAGCCCCGGCUUCCAGAUGGGAGCACAGCAGCAGCCCAGCCAGAGGAGGUGCCAGCGUCCAAGGUUCUGAGCAGCAGGUUCUUCUUUUUCUCCGAGGACGAUGAGCGCUUACGGGUGGGUCCUGGGUCGUUCUGGCAAGGCUCCGGAAGCCAGCCCAGCGGUGAAGACUGGGAAUCCAGAACCCUGGCUCUGCUGCAGGACUGCCGCAAGAAACACAAAUCGGCCCGGAGGAAGGCCAAGCCCUAGGCCACGGCGCCCUUCCUGAGAGGCCUCAGAAGCCAGUCCCGCCUCGGACACGCGGCCGCUCGGCCAGGCCCCUGAACUGCCGCGAGGGCCCCGCGGGCUCCUGUGUCCUUACGAUCGGUGGGGGCUGAGGGCCCCGGCGAGCCCAGAGGCCCGAGACCCCGCCGGGCGUCGUCCUCAGACCCACCAGCAGAGGCGGCUUCCGCGUCUCUGUGGGCGCCAGACCUUUUGAACCAACGUGGCGUCGUCCUGAGCUGUGACAGAAGGCAAAAAGUUUAUUUUUCCAAAAGCCAGAGCGGCUGCCGGGCGACGCCCGAGGGGCCCCUCCCUGGGGCUCUGUCCCUGCUGGCCCAGCACCUCUGUGUAAAUAAGAUGACUAUUUAUUGACUGUG
Sarcophilus harrisii (Tasmanian devil) is the source of this 3675-nucleotide messenger RNA. RefSeq names its product nucleolar protein 8 (gene NOL8). NCBI's taxonomy places the organism in Eukaryota, Metazoa, Chordata, Mammalia, Dasyuromorphia, Dasyuridae. Gene Ontology annotation, molecular function: RNA binding. The record is from RefSeq and is a predicted model, not a curated record.